AUGACAAUUCUUGUCUCUUCUAGCUUCACUGUUAAUACAGGUGGGAUAUCAAAUAGAACAUCCGUCUGCUAAAAAACGAAUAUUAAUUAUACAUAGGUCAGUGCAAAACAUUGUGAAAUUACUCUUCCCUGUAAAUUGCAGAGGCAAAUACAUCCUGUUUUGCUGAUGGGAAAUUAAAUCUACGGACAUCGCCCGAAAAGGACAACGUGGAAUCUCAUUUCCCUCCUGAAGAUCAAGAUGUCUCCGGCUUUAAAAAAUCCACUCCUUUGCUACCCUCCAGCUGGCAUCGGGUUCCUGGGCCCCUCUCGUUGCGUCCCCCUUGUCCCCAAGCACGUAGCGCAUACAAAGUGCUGGAGGCUCUCAUAGUUCACUUCUCCCACGAUCGAGGGGCACUACGCAAACAUCUGGGCGUCUUUACAGAAACUCCAGAUGGUGCUGACUUUCGAAAAAUCUUUGAAGAUCAUCUGCGCCUUCUUCUCUUUCCAAAUGACCUCCAAAUUCCACCCGGUUUCGUUGUUCUGGGCCAUGAUCACAGGCGCUACCAUUAUUUACUACCGGCAUUCUUCCGUCUUAUUAAGUGGCUGAUUGAAGAGGAGUGGCCGCAUGCUGUUCUCAUACGUUCUUUCGGCAUGGAUAUACCUCCAAUUCUUGGUGCCACUGCUGACUACUUUGCAAACCUCCAUCCGACCGAAAGGAUCCCUGCCAAUAUCCCUCUCACUUAUAGGCCACCGUUCAGGGAAAACCAACUCAGACGCAGCGACGCUGAACCCCUAUUCAGGUACUAUACUUGCGACACUUGUUUGACCAGACCGAGGGAAAUUUAUGAGUCCUGGUCUAAUGAGGAGGGUAUCGUGGGUGUGCAGGAUGAUUUCAACUUCUGGCAUGCUCACCAGUACCUGGAGACGGCCGCCAAGCCACUCUGGUAUGACCCCAAGGACAUACGAGUUCAGCACAUAUUUUUUGAUGACAAUAUCACUUUGGAUGAGGACAAGACAAAUGGCAUAGACCUCAUCUGCUUGGACACUUCUGACAAAACUGAUGGAGGGGUCAGGAGAAAAGAGCAUGCCUUCUGGGAGGGAGUUUACUUUGUUCAGCCCGACCUGCUUGCUGCUAUAAGGGAUCCUCAGUAUUACAUUAAUAAGGUAAAGGACUGUGUGCGGCAGUUCGAUUCCAUCCAGGCUAUGCAAAUUACAAAGAAUGGAUUGUGA
Messenger RNA from Spirometra erinaceieuropaei, 1208 nucleotides. The record is from the annotation of a GenBank genome assembly. Lineage: Eukaryota; Metazoa; Platyhelminthes; Cestoda; Diphyllobothriidea; Diphyllobothriidae.